CGGCUUUCACUGACUGUGACACGGGAACGUCCUUCCCUGACGCCUUGGAUGCUCACGGACAGUAAAACUGCAGUCAGCCAGCGGACCAGUGUGAAGCUCAGGAGUGGAUGACUACAGACGGUCCAUCAGCGAGCCCUGAGCUGGCUGAUCUCAGAGCAGAGAGGAAACCUUAUUUUGGGUGAAUGUGAGGGAGCUUUGGAGAGGUGUUGCCUGAAGGCGUUUCGAUUUCUGAGAUGUCAUUCAAACAAGCAGACGGGAUGUCCAUCGCCCAGGCUUUGGCCAUGACUGUAGCGGAGAUACCAGUCUUUCUCUACUCCACAUUUGGGCAGUCCAUAUUUUCCCAGCUAAAGCUUACACCGAGCUUGAAGAAGGUGCUGUUCGCCACAGCGCUGGGCAGUGUAGCUCUGGCUCUCACUGCUCACCAGCUGAAAAGACGAGGGAGAAAGAGAAAGCAGGUAACACAAGGAAAGGAAGGUCAGAAAACAGUGGGGAUACCUGAGGCGCUGCUGAAGACAGGAAGGCCUUCGUCAUUAAAGAGAGGUCAGUUUACUGGUCGACAGAUGAUGAGCCCCAGCACUCGGAGCAAUGACACCAUGAGUGGAAUUUCUUCCUUGGCUCCCAGUAAACACUCCAGUUCCUCCCACAGCCUGACAUCUAUGCGAGUCCCCAGCUCCCCAAAUCAAUCUGCAAAUCCGUCCACCCCCUGGGAGGCAGAGCCUGUGGUGGAAGAGUCAGGGGCCAUGGAGGACGCUAAUGCAGAGAAUCUCUAUAUAAUGGGAAUGGAGCUGUUUGAGGAAGCUCUGCGAAAGUGGGAACAGGCCUUGAACAUACGCCAUCCCACCAACUCGACCUCCAGCAGCAACAACAGCCUCGCUCUGCAGGGGGCAACGUGUGGAGACUUUCCCAUGGUUGAAGCUCGUAAUAAAGUGUUUGCUGAGAAGUUAGAGACGCUGCUGCACAGGGCGUACCAUCUACAGGAGGAUUUUGGCAGCAGUAUUCCAACAGAAAGUGUGCUGGCAGACUUUGAGAGUGAAGGGACUCUGAUCUUGCCACAAGUGGAGAGUUUCCACAGACUGCAAGACGAUGAUGCAACUACCGUUACCUCUGAUGACUCCUUCUUCUCGGCUGCAGAGCUGUUUGAUGCCAUGUCUCUAGAGGAAGUCUAUCGGCCACUGAAGCCGGCAGCCCUCUAUGAAGAAGCCUCGUCUCUGGUCCAGGAGGGCAAAGUGGCCUUUAGGUCCCUGAGGACUGAAUUACUUGAAUGUUACGGUGACCAAGACUUCCUUGCCAAGCUUCACUGUGUGAGACAAGCAUUCCAGGUCCUGUUGUUAGAUGAAACUCACCGCACGUUUUUCAUGGAGACCGGGAAGCAAAUGAUCGCAGGGUUAAUGGUGAAAGCAAACAAGAGUCCCAAAGCAUUCCUGGAGAGCUACGAGGACAUGCUGCUUUACACCCAGAGAGAGGAGACGUGGCCCGUCACCAAGAUGGAGCUGGAAGGCCGAGGG
Stegastes partitus (bicolor damselfish) is the source of this 1505-nucleotide messenger RNA. Its product is annotated as protein FAM73B-like. The transcript is spliced from 12 exons. Lineage: Eukaryota; Metazoa; Chordata; Actinopteri; Pomacentridae. The annotation marks the transcript as partial. Gene Ontology annotation, biological process: mitochondrial fusion. The record is from RefSeq and is a predicted model, not a curated record.